Molecule: messenger RNA, 534 nt
Organism: Arachis ipaensis
Lineage: Eukaryota; Viridiplantae; Streptophyta; Magnoliopsida; Fabales; Fabaceae
Source: RefSeq, a predicted model, not a curated record
AUGGAAGCUGCCAGGGAGAUCUUUGAACAGAUGCCAAUGAGGAACUGCUUUGUGUGGUCAUCUAUGAUUUGUGGUUAUUGCAAGAAGGGCAAUGUCGAGGAGGCUAAGGAUUUUGGCAGAUUGAAGGAAUCAAAUAUAAAGCCUGAUUCAAUAACCUGUCUCAUUGUGCUCUCUGCUUGUGCUCAUGGUGGUUUGAUAAAUGAGGCUUUGGAAAUAACAACUAAAAUGGAAAGAUAUGGAAUUGAAAUAGGAAUCAGAUAUUAUGGAUGCAUGGUUGAUCUAUUGGGAAGAGCAGGGAGGUUAAAGAAGGUAAAGAGAAUGCCAAUGAAAUCGAAUGAAGCUGUUUUUGGGGCACUGGUUGGUGCAUGCCAGAUUCAUUCAGACGUGCAAAUUGCAGAACAAGUAAUGAAGUUAAUUGGUGCAAGCACUGUUUCAAGUUCUGAUUCUCUCAAUGUACUUCUGUUCAAUACCUAUGCAGCUUCUGAAAAAUGGGAGAAAUGUGAACAGAUGAGGAGGAUUAGAGUACAUACCUGA